This is a messenger RNA of Effrenium voratum, 2357 nucleotides long. The record is from the annotation of a GenBank genome assembly. Lineage: Eukaryota; Dinophyceae; Suessiales; Symbiodiniaceae.
GAACGAAGAACUGCAAGGCACACCGGGUUACAGCUUCAGGAAACCUGAGCUGACUUCGGGAUGUCAUGCUGGCACCUAUCCGUGGGCAACUGGCGGAGGACAGCGGCUGCUUCCCCACACACCGCUGCAGCACUCCGACUGAGAGCAGGCGCACCCCAAGGUCACGCGGGCCUUGGGAAGAUCUGGCACGAAUCUCGGCGCCGAGGACCUCCAGGUGCCAUCCAGGCUGCUUUAGUCCGGAGCUGCAGGACCAGCCUGAUGUGAACUUUCACCGGCUGCCGGCAGCAGCACAGCAGGCAAUGGCCAGCCCCCGGGGUCAUGCAGAGCGUGCCUGGGCCUUGCGGGAGGACCUCGACCCGCUGGACCGUUCUGGGGCUGCCAGCGCACCGCCGAUCCUGGCAGAGGUUGAGGUGCCGCAAAGACCGGACACCCCUGCCUUCGUGCGGUUGCCGCCAGAGCUGAAAGAGGCAUUGAAGGUGCUGGGCAGGCCGCAUGCCCCCUGGCCGGCGGAGUUGUGCAGGGAGGUUCGGCGGAAAGCAGCUGAGCGGCCUGGUGCAGAGGAGGCGUCCCUUCUUCAGAAGCUGCAACAGUGUGUUCUGCAGGCCACAGAGACGACCUUCAAGCGGGGGUGCUACCAGGUGGAAGAUAGCGACAGGCCCGGCUACCGCACCGUCUCAAUGAAAGAUGUCCUUGCUCCGUCUACGCAGGUGCACUGGAGCAAGACCAGGUGCCUGGAAGUUCGCGACGUGGGCAAGGCCGUGGUGCCGCCGCUGCUGAUCGCCGACCUGUCGUGCCUGGACGUCGUGGCGCGCCUAAGGUCGUGGGGCCUUAGCCGCAAGAUCGUGGUGGUGACGGAGCUUCUGGAGUUCGACCAGACAGGCUGCGCGCGUUUUGGUGUCGCCUCCCAGCGACCCCACUGCAUGGCGCUGCGUAGCGACUUCCGACGCUUCCAGCGUCAGGCGGAGCUGCAGCAGAAACGGCAGAAGUCAACGAUGCAAAGGACCCUGUGUGACUGGAAGAUGCCCCAGGUCUUUGUAGCCAAGGACGUUACCUGCAUCCGAGGGCCGCAAGGUGAUGGCUAUCCAUUUCUUCUGAGGCCAUUCCAGUGCGAUGUUCUGGGCAUGGCGCUUUGGACAGAUCGGCCUCGCCUUCGCAACGAGCGAGAUGAGAAGGGCGAGCUUAUUACAGUGUACUCAGAUGCGGAUGAUGCCAAGGCCUACGAGCUCCGGUUGGAGAUGUGCGCCCUUGCCGCGCUGGAGGAAGGGACAGACGUAGAUUCCAGCGAGCAGCCCGUGCUGGUGCUGCCGGUCAUUGGCCUCGGCGGCAACUCCUUCCACCCUCAGGACUCUGUGGUCUUGGCGCUGAAGUCCUUUCGGCGCCGCUUCACGCAGUACUUCCACUCCGUCUAUGUGUGCUGCGGCGAUCGCGGCCCCAACUAUGCUCUCUCAGACUUCAUUGAGUCUGCCGUCAACCGGAGUGUGUACAUGAUGGCUCACAAUGACACACUCGCCGCCAAAGCGCUGCCUUGGCACUGGGACCAGAGGGAGAUCCAGCUGAGCAUCGCGGCGGCACGGCUUGAGAAGAUCGGACACCACAUGAGGCAAGGGCCCACAUAUGUGGUCAGCAUUGAGGAAGAUCGGCGCACAUCUGAAAGGAAGCAGCUCGUGGAGAAGCACCACUCAGCGAACUUCGGCUCCCUGCGUGCCUACUACCAGCGGAAGCAGAUUGAAGCGGCACAAGAGAUUAUCAAGGCACAGCGCCGGCAGGGCGACUGGCCAGCGGAUCUUACCCACGUGAAGCUUGGAGGCCUUCGGGACAACUUGGAGCUCUCCCCGGAGUUCGCGAACAUGGACCUGCGGAAGCGCAGAGCUUCAGAGUUGCUGAACAAGUCCCUCAGCAAGGUUCAGGAUGAGUUGGAUGAUCCCAGGCCCCCUCGGAGUGACUUGAGCACAUUGCAGGACAUGAUGGUGAGCGUGAGGACGUCUGCGAAGACUCGCGGCUUUUGCGGCUGGCUAUCGAAGGCCGACAAUGUGGCGCGGCACAUGGGCUGUGGUCAGUUGCUCCUGGAGGCCAAGAGGAGAAGCAGACAGACUUCCCUCAGCCUGGAGGACGAUGACUGGACUGCAUCUUCUGGAAAUGUUCCAUCGGAUGUCUUCCCUCGUGCAAAUCAGUGCGCAAGUGUUGUUCAGUUGUUCCUUUUGAGAGCCAGUAGGGAGAACCAGUUUGCUUUGAAGACACUUCAUUUUGUUUUGCUGGUGUGGAUCAGGCGGUUGUCGCCAGCAAUGACGUGUUCAUGGCCGACUGAUGCCAAGGGUGCUUGGAAAUUCUAGUAUGCGUCGGGUUUUCUCUUCUCUCUA